AUGUAUGUUUUCACGGGUUCUAAAUCAUCACAGAUCGCCAUAACAACGAUGCAGUGCUUUUUGGUCAUCUUGAACAUCACCGGAAAUUCUCUGGUGUGCGUAAUUAUAAUGAAAAACCAAGACAUGAGGUAUGUGUUCCUUGAGACCUGCAAACAGCUUUCUUCGUAAAACUAUUGUGAGCACUGACUUAGAGUUUUAACUUCCGGCGAGAGAGGAACACGGGUUCAGUUUUGUAGGGGUGUGCCGCUGAGGCCUUCAACUGAAACUAACAAAAACCAUUUAUUUUGCUACCCUGAGACCAAGAGACUUUUUAUUUUUAUGACCCUUAUUCAUUUCAUUUCGCUUACCCGAAUCAAGUAUUUUCAAGAGAGAAUUCUCUCUUGGUAUUUUUAAAAUUAACAUGGUAGAAUUAGAUUUUUAAAAAAAGUUGGUACCGUUGGUACGGUAUAUGUAGACUGCACAGUCUGCCAGCGUUGACCCUGCACUGUUCAAAAGCCUUCAGUCUCAAAGGCAUCCUGUCAAUAGUAAAAGUAUAUACCCUGUUCAACCUCGUUCCCAGGGUUCUCUCCUAAGACGAGUAGGAGAGAACCCACGGAACAGGGUUGAACCCUGUUCAAAAGCUGUUUCAGCGAGACAUAUCGGCAGAUCAACGGGUACUACACAGAGAGCAAAAAAGAGCAUUUGUGACCGAGUCGACAAAUAUCUUUCACGAAUAAUGUCUUUAUCUUCCUCCUGCUGAUCGCAUUUAUUUCACUUAUUUUCCCCAGAACUUCAAUUAACUUCCUUCUCCUGAACUUAGCUGUUGCCGACAUGACCGCUGCCACGUUCUUUCUACCGCAGUUUAUUUUUCUCAGCUCUUCUGCCCACCCAGAUGGAGAGUCUGGCAAGAUAUUAUGCCGAUUGGUGACGGGGGGCACCAUAGCUUACAUCGGAGGUGUUGCUUCGGUUGUCACAUUGAUUGCCAUAGCAGCUGAACGUUACUAUGCAGUGAUGCAUCCCCUUAAGAACAUAGGAAAGCUUACUGAUCGCAAAAUGAAGGUGCGUUUAGCGAAUGUCGUACGUCUGAUAGUAGCGAAAAAGGGCAGGAAGCGCGGGAUGCCUAGAUGUAGUCCCUCUUGGCGGUUACGCAUGCCUCCGAGGUCUGCGAAAAAAAGCACGGGCACUACGUACAGGGACGAAACUAAACUACGAAACUACGACAGCGACGUCAAUGAAAACCUCGCUGAGAAAAAAACUCCGCAUCCUUUCAAGCCAUUUCGCGAUUAUCCCAAGUCGCCCAGUUAUUUAAAAGAAGGGAACCGCACUCGCGCGAGUUCAGACAAAGAUGGUAGAAUUCAUCACCUUGCCGUUUCUGUUCUCAAGAAAACUUAAAAUUUUGUUAUUUCACGUCGUAGUCGGGCAGGGAUGCGCGUCAAAGAAAAGAACAAAAAGGGUGAUGCACUUACAGAGCUGUUGUUUUGCUUACUAAACCUAUUGUUUUUUGACGUUGCCAUUGCUGUUGCCGUCGUAGUUUCGUAAGGUCCCUACUAACGGGAGGAGACGGAAGAGUUUAGGGAAACGGUUCUACUUCGAUCUACUGAUUCUUCGAAUUCGGAAGUAUUCGUGGAUGUUUGGCUUUAUAAUAAAUGGCUUUACCUCGGGUUGAGGUAAGUUGGCAAGAUGUUUUUCAGAGUUGUUUUUGUAUUAUAUUUUCAUCAUUUGUCGGCGGGUAAAGUUUAUAUUUGGCUUUCCCUGAACAAGUCCAUCGGUGAGUUCUCAAUGCUAUAUGAGUGCUCUAAUAUGAGCACAUGUGAUCUAUAAUCACGAUUUUGACUUGUAAUUAUUUCAACUCCAUACAGUUUAUUUAGAUAUUCCGGAUGGGCUUCUCACUUUCUGUUUAUAACUCACGUAUGUCCCUUCGCGAGUCUCAGCUAAAAAAUGGUAUCUAAUGCGCAUGUGCAUCAGCUGACUGUGUCCCUUUAACUGUUUUUGUUUUUGUUUUUUCCUUUUUAGGUGAUUGUAACUUGCUCUUGGAUCUUUGGAGUGAUUAUAAACAGUCCAACCUUAAUGUUUGGUGUUUAUGACAAGAACGAAGGUGAUUGCAUUGACGUUCACCCUCAAGAGUGGAUGGAGAAGGCCUAUUCUGUGAUUUGGUCUCUGUUCACGGCAAUUUUACCUGUUUCUUUCAUGAUUACGUUAUAUUCACGUGUCGCGUACACUUUGUGGUUCAAACGUGCAGUGCAUGAUGGAAGAGAGAUCUCUCUACAACAGGUUUGAACAAAAAUUCUUCUGCACCUUGAGCCGGCACCGUUUUUACUCGAAGGACCGUUGCAGCGCGAAAAUAGGGACUUUACGAUCCGACAACGAUGACUUCCAUGAAAACGUCACUGAAAAUAGACUUCGCAUCCUUUCGCUUUUUUUCGCGAUUAUUUCAAGGGGCCCAGUUACUUAAAAGAAGAGAAUUUUGGUUAAAGCUGAAGAGAAGGGACCGCACCCGAGUCCUGACAGAGAUGGUAGAAUUUAUCGCCUUGCCGUUCCCGUUCCCAAGUAAACUUAAAAUUUGGUCAUUUCACGUCCUAUUUAUGGAGGGACGGCAAAGAAAUGUACAAAAAAGCGUGAUGCACGUGCAGAGUUGUUUUUUUGCUCAUUAAACCCUUUUUUUUUGCCGUCGCCGUCGUAGUUUCGUAAGGUCCUUACUUUCCGACUUGUCGGAGCGGCGCUCAUUUAAAACGUUUUGUUUGUGAAAAACAUCGUACUCCAUCGCAUGGGAAAACCGGUCGGUUCACGGUUUGGGUGAAUGGUACGCAAAAUCCAGUUCCUUUUACCGAAAAACGGUCGCGAAAGCCUGGAACUGGUAUCAAAGAUGGGUUUCAACCAGGGCGGAUAAAGGUUGGGCGGUGAAACGAGCGCGUCCGAGCAAAAAGGUGUGAUGCAGUGGACUGGGACUCUGCUUAGAAAUGUCGCUUGUUUUCGACUUCGGUCAGGGCUUGUGAUGUGGUUUGUACAUUAGACACUGCCGCUGUCACUGUAUUAUGGCGGCUUAAUUUGUUUUCUUGCACUUCUUCUUCGUUCCUUUGUCCUGGUACGCUGUCUCCGAGAGGCAAAUGUUGCUAUUUUUUUGCGGGAGGUUUAGUUGGAGUAGACAAACAUACAUCUCUUUCAAAGGGUUUCUUUUAUUACUUCCAUGACUCUACCACUGAAUUAUAUUUUCGUUCUGCUACCCGCCAAUCUCGAUGUUAUUCCAAAACAAAAACAACUAAAUACUGUCUGAAACACGAAGGAAAAGCUCAUCCAUGUCAUCCAUGGCAAAACUAAAAGACAGCAGAUCGUGUUUCAUAGCUAGAUGACGUGUAUUUUAUAAAUGCGUGCAGCUCGUGCAAGGUGAAAUUAUGCUAAUUUCAAUCACCAUCAUCCUUCUUUUUAAAUUUGAAAAAAACAUCUCAUACGUCUUUCUGUUUCUUCGAAACUUCAAAAUUAGUUUCCCCUCAGUUUUUACUGUUUAUCUUGUUUUGUUUUAGAGAGGAAAACUGAGAAAAAACCUUACAACUAACCUCAAUAAAUUUUGUUUACAUGCGGUUGCCGGAUUUGCAACGCAUUGCGCGAAUCGCCAUGGCGCGUUGCACCCGAGAAGCAAAGUUUGAAGAAGUACAACGCCACUAUAUCAAUAUAUAUCAAUCUAAUUUUUUGUUAUGUUAUACAAAAUUUAUCCCCCUUUAACAUAUGUAAAAAUUGAGGUUAAGAAGUGUUAAGCUUUUGCAAACGAAACGGCGAAAGACGAUUAGGUGAUAUUUAGUGGAAGGAGGAGGUAUUCAACACUUUCAAAUUAAACUCAAAUUUUGGCAUUAUACGACCAACAAGUUUGACUUAUAGACGUACAGACACAAACAUAUGAAACUGUUUAUUGAUAUUGUUAUGAAACGAAUUUAUCUAUUUAACAUUGUAGCCUGAAAUUACAGAAAUAAAAAAGGAUUUCCGGUUUGCAAAAAGGAAAAUUUCGCCGGCCUUCAAGCGCACCGGAAGCGCGGAAAGAGCGCUCGUGCCAGUCCUUCUCCGCAUCACACAUUAAAUGAAGAGCGGAGCGCUCGUUUCACCGCCCAACCUUUAUCCGCCCUGGUUUCAACGAAUGGUACUCGAAUUACUGCUUGGAAUAUUCCAUCCGGAAAAACAGGACUACUUUCACAGAUGGUAGUUGUUCCCGUAAAUUUUCCGAUGCAACUCAAAAAGGCAUGUUGCGCUUACUUUCCAACCGGAUUUUUUGGUUAACAACCUCAAUUUUUUGGUUUUGUCGAUCCUAUCCUUGCCCGGUCGUGUAAAAGUCAUAAGCCGUCCCGUGAGGCCAAAUGACCUGACCGCGCGGUUGCUGAGACACCGGGAUGAGUCCACCUGUAGAAAAUCUCUCCGGAAAAGCCUAAUUUUGGUGAAUCCCGCUUCCAGGGAGGCGUCCAAAUCCCGUCAACAACAUAAAUUUUGCGUUUUCCCGAAUCCCGCAUUAUGUUUCGCUCAAAUUCGGGAUCCCGAGGGUACCCUUCCCGACCCUGUAUACAGCGAUUAAUACAGGUGCUUGAAUUCACCACUCUUUUACCUGUUCUUCCACAGGGCCUGCUGAGGGUACGAAAGCGGGUCACCUUGAUGGUUAUCACUGUUAGUGUCAUCUUUGGAGUAUGCUGGCUUGCUGACGCUAUAAGCUGGAUCCUAACCUCCUUUUCCUCUCACUAUGCCAGCAGUGAUAUGUCAUACAUCGCCACUAGCACGUUGAUCUUGUUCAACUCGGCUAUUAACCCAAUUGUAUAUGCUUUAGUUAAUCAGAAAUUCAGGGCCAAGAUCAAGUCAGCUGUCAGCUGCCCUUACAGUGUGACCCGAAAACUGCAAUUAACGGACGUUCGAGUAGGAUGUAAUGCUGAGGCAUUCGAACACUCGCCUUAUUUGGCAGCAGUUAUCAGGAUUCCGGAAAACAAAAUUUCCAAUGCCCGGACACUGAGUGCAGAAUGUAUAGCCAUCUAAUUAAGGGUAGAACCGUAAUAUCAGCCUAUAAAGAAGAUGAACCUUUUCACAAAUUGAAUUUAUUAUAUCAAAUAGGAGCCACCUUAAAAUUUCAUGACUGCCUGCUAUGAUUCAAGCAGACCCUGUUAAACCCUUCAACCUAGAUAUUUCUUUUAAAAAGUUUUUGAUGUUUGGGCCGUCCUCCUAAAGAUGGUUACAAGAUAAAGCUUCCUAUACUACACGUUUUAAACCAAUAUGAAAAGAUUGUGGCUUAAAAAGAGUUUGGACUUGAAUUACAUAAAGGUGCACGUAGUUGGAGAGGGGGAGGAAGGUAAAUGUCAGUAAAAAUUUGGUCUUUGCUAGUUAAUUAUAAAUAGCUGCUUGAUUGUUGCUGCCCGCACAGGGCAGCCACUUAUUUUUGUCUUGAAAGCGUCUGACAACUCGAUUUUCCGGGGAAGUUUGUUUCGCUGUUUCAGUUAGCAGGUUCCAGUCCCCGCCGUGUAAAGUCAAGUAAAAUGGCGGCCAAACUUUGAGCGCUAAGAAAGUGAAAGUCUAUGAUUCUUUCUCAACCCGCUUUAACCCAUUGACACCCAGGAUGCUUUUCGUUCCAUGAGCCCAAACAGUAAUCGGCUGUUUAUCGCUGUGGACCACGAACACAAUCGAUGAAAUUUUGUCACGAGAAGACAAUUUGUUUCAAAACGGCCUAGACAAUCAACUCAGCAGAAUCAUUUUUAACAGAAAACCUUUCUAUUGGGCAUUAUUGCUAAGACAGAGGGCAUUCACCCAACAGUAUCGAUAUUGUUAAGACAGGGCAUUCACCCGACAACACAAAGAGCAUUUACCAGGCAGUAUUAAUGUUGUUAACACAAUGGCUGAUUCACCCAGUAGUAUUGAUAUUGUAAAGACAGUGGGCAUGAUUCAACCGACAGUAUCAAUGUUCUUGCGACAGUGGCAUUUACCCGGCAGUGGUAUUAACAUUUUAAAGACAGUAGGCAUUCAUUUGGCAGUGUUGAUGCUGUAAGGACGGUGGUGGGCAUUGACACCCAACAAGUAUUAAUAAUAUUGUAAAGACAGUGGACAUUCACUCGACAGUCACAGAGGGCUUUCACCCAACAGUACCGAUAUCGUUAAGACAGAGGGCAUUCAACCGACGGUAUUAAUAUUGUAAAGACAGUGGGCAUGCAUUCUGCCCUGCAGUUUUAAUGUUGCAAGGACAGUGGGUAUUCACCCGACAGCAUCAAUAUAAUUUUUAAGCCAGAGGACAGUCACUCGACAGUAUUAAUAGUCUGUCAAAACAAUGGAUAUUUGCCAGAUCGUAAUAUAAGUGUAAAGACAAUUGGCAUUUACCAGGUAGUAUUGACAGUGUAACUGCAUGUAACUGUACUGGAAAAUUGCAGUAACCGGCCCUACGUCUUACACUCCAUGUGAUAAGUUAAGGUUUUAAUUAAUUAAGUAUCUUAGGUAGUUUUGUUAAAUAAUAAACAGUGUAUCAAAUUUUAUUGUACGCAGAAUUGUUCUUUUCUUAUCAUAGGCUUUACUCUUUUCAUUAAGGGCGCAAUAUUUAAACCAAACGUAAUAAGAGAGUUAUGAUGUUUUGAAAAUAUCUUCUAAAGAGCGCUUGAGGAAUCUGGGUGGGUAUCCAAAUCUUCAAACGGCUGCCUGUGACGCUUGUGGCAUAGCUCAAUCAAAAAUUACGUUUUGCCUUAGUCGAAAAAAAGACAAAAUGACGUACAGGUGACCCAGAAGGCGUCGCGUGUCCUGUCCCCGUUGCAACUGCUGAAAAAAGCCGAUCAUUAAAAUGAAACACUAGCUUCGUGUUCGUGAUAAACUCAGAGUUCGUUAUGCAGGUCAGGAGGCAACAUCCUUGUGCAAUAGGCCACUUCCGAGUUCCAAAAACCCUCACUUUCAAAAUGAGGCUAGGUACACAACCUUUCUUGUGAAAAUGAGUUUUAUUUGCAUGAGAAUGAAAAAUGAUUUCCAUAUCAAAGGCUGAGCACCUACCUUUCUGACUGGCUAAAAUCCCCCGGCUAAUUCUUCAUAACCAGCUGGCGUUGACCAAAUUUGGAAGAUGCAAACAUUGAUUUGAUUGUAUAUUUGACUGGAAACGAGGCUGCUUAGACAACAUACAUCGGUCAACCUCGUUUCCAGGCGCAGCCGCCUAGCUGUUUAUUUACACGCGAGAACUAAGAAAUAGCGAAAUAGCUGAAUUUCUGACUAAAACUGAAAACGGAAGGUAACAGAUAAUGGAAGAAAACGCUAAACAUGUUGUUCGAUAGAUGUUAUCUACUUUAUGAGGAGUACAUAUAUCUACAGCAAAAAAAGAACCUGUUUAUAUCCUGAAACUGUGCCAAUAAAAAGUCUUCGAGGACGGGGUCAGUGGAUAACAUUCUCUUCGAUCUGCGUAAUUAUUCACAUCAUACCAAAUUCAAUAUAAUUGUUAAAUAUGGCUGUCAAAGGUAACUGCUCACUCGUAAUUAAACCGAACCUGCGUGAUUGAUUUUCCACUUUUAAUUAAUGUCUGUGUUUUCACAGAAAAAAGUGUGAAAGAGUGCGUCAAAUAUGUCUUGAACCAAUAUAAUGGGCGCAAUGACAUGUUUACAUGCUGUUUUUGUUUAAUCAAUAUUAUUACACGAAAAGUUUUUGGCUGUUUAAGCUUGAAUAAAAAGAGUAUUUUUAAAAAUUAGCGGCGUGUAAUCUGGUGUUGGCGACUCUCCUGCGGUAUUUCGCGAAAAAAAGGUGACAGGGGGUGCUUGACGAUCGAAAACAGGUGCAUGCCUCCAGUGCAUCUGCGCCGGCCAAUUCUGUAAUUUCGGUCAACUGGAAUCGUUUUGAUAAUCCGCUGGGCUGCUUAUGAAUCUACUUGAACUGAACUAAACUACUUCUGUUAAUUGACGUGUCAUAUCUUCUAGCUGGCUCCACGUAGGCUACUAAUCGGGGACACCUUCAUUAAGGUAUUCUUACAAAGGCAGCCGGCAAGACAAUCCAAGGUAAUAUAAAACAAGGAUAUCCUUCAGAUAUCCUUUCCUAAAUCUGUGGUUUAUCUGUUUAGGUACGUCACUUCUCUGUCGCUUUGUAUAUGCGUCAACAAGGGUUCCGGGUUGGGGAGGGGGGUAAUCCGUAAAAUGGCUUAUACGGAAUCGAAACGGGUAUAUGAAAGGGUAGGAAAAUCUGUCAUUUUGGUAAGCAUACUUGGCAGACCAAAAUGACAGAUUGACUGAGGAACUAAAAGAACCAACGGAAGGUUUUCAUGGCUGUGAAAAAGUGGAGAAAAUUUCCUGGUUUGAUGAUUUAUCCAUGAUCAAAAGACAUUGCAUUUACAGCAGUUGUAAGGAAUGCAGUAAUCUAAACUACAAAGGUACGUAAAGGGGGUACCAUUUGUCAAUGGGUGGAAUACGAAAGGGGUACAUUAUCUGUCAAAAAUGGUACUAAAAGGGUAAGGGGUUGGACCUCAGGGCCGACACUCCCCGUAUAAAACUCUGUUGAGUACCCCCCGGGACAAAGAUUGGAAAAUUAAAGAUAAAUAAGUGAGGAAGUUACUGACAUAUUAGUCUUUGUUGCGUUUAAAAGUAAAAUGCUAUAAAAAUCUUACUUAAAUUUCAAAAAAAUGUAUGACACCCAGGAUGCUUUUCGUUCCAUGAGCCCAAACAGUAAUCGGCUGUUUAUCGCUGUGGACCACGAACACAAUCGAUGAAAUUUUGUCACGAGAAGACAAUUUGUUUCAAAACGGCCUAGACAAUCAACUCAGCAGAAUCAUUUUUAACAGAAAACCUUUCUAUUGGGCAUUAUUGCUAAGACAGAGGGCAUUCACCCAACAGUAUCGAUAUUGUUAAGACAGGGCAUUCACCCGACAACACAAAGAGCAUUUACCAGGCAGUAUUAAUGUUGUUAACACAAUGGCUGAUUCACCCAGUAGUAUUGAUAUUGUAAAGACAGUGGGCAUGAUUCAACCGACAGUAUCAAUGUUCUUGCGACAGUGGCAUUUACCCGGCAGUGGUAUUAACAUUUUAAAGACAGUAGGCAUUCAUUUGGCAGUGUUGAUGCUGUAAGGACGGUGGUGGGCAUUGACACCCAACAAGUAUUAAUAAUAUUGUAAAGACAGUGGACAUUCACUCGACAGUCACAGAGGGCUUUCACCCAACAGUACCGAUAUCGUUAAGACAGAGGGCAUUCAACCGACAGUAUUAAUAUUGUAAAGACAGUGGGCAUGCAUUCUGCCCUGCAGUUUUAAUGUUGCAAGGACAGUGGGUAUUCACCCGACAGCAUCAAUAUAAUUUUUAAGCCAGAGGACAGUCACUCGACAGUAUUAAUAGUCUGUCAAAACAAUGGAUAUUUGCCAGAUCGUAAUAUAAGUGUAAAGACAAUUGGCAUUUACCAGGUAGUAUUGACAGUGUAACUGCAUGUAACUGUACUGGAAAAUUGCAGUAACCGGCCCUACGUCUUACACUCCAUGUGAUAAGUUAAGGUUUUAAUUAAUUAAGUAUCUUAGGUAGUUUUGUUAAAUAAUAAACAGUGUAUCAAAUUUUAUUGUACGCAGAAUUGUUCUUUUCUUAUCAUAGGCUUUACUCUUUUCAUUAAGGGCGCAAUAUUUAAACCAAACGUAAUAAGAGAGUUAUGAUGUUUUGAAAAUAUCUUCUAAAGAGCGCUUGAGGAAUCUGGGUGGGUAUCCAAAUCUUCAAACGGCUGCCUGUGACGCUUGUGGCAUAGCUCAAUCAAAAAUUACGUUUUGCCUUAGUCGAAAAAAAGACAAAAUGACGUACAGGUGACCCAGAAGGCGUCGCGUGUCCUGUCCCCGUUGCAACUGCUGAAAAAAGCCGAUCAUUAAAAUGAAACACUAGCUUCGUGUUCGUGAUAAACUCAGAGUUCGUUAUGCAGGUCAGGAGGCAACAUCCUUGUGCAAUAGGCCACUUCCGAGUUCCAAAAACCCUCACUUUCAAAAUGAGGCUAGGUACACAACCUUUCUUGUGAAAAUGAGUUUUAUUUGCAUGAGAAUGAAAAAUGAUUUCCAUAUCAAAGGCCGAGCACCUACCUUUCUGACUGGCUAAAAUCCCCCGGCUAAUUCUUCAUAACCAGCUGGCGUUGACCAAAUUUGGAAGAUGCAAACAUUGAUUUGAUUGUAUAUUUGACUGGAAACGAGGCUGCUUAGACAACAUACAUCGGUCAACCUCGUUUCCAGGCGCAGCCGCCUAGCUGUUUAUUUACACGCGAGAACUAAGAAAUAGCGAAAUAGCUGAAUUUCUGACUAAAACUGAAAACGGAAGGUAACAGAUAAUGGAAGAAAACGCUAAACAUGUUGUUCGAUAGAUGUUAUCUACUUUAUGAGGAGUACAUAUAUCUACAGCAAAAAAAGAACCUGUUUAUAUCCUGAAACUGUGCCAAUAAAAAGUCUUCGAGGACGGGGUCAGUGGAUAACAUUCUCUUCGAUCUGCGUAAUUAUUCACAUCAUACCAAAUUCAAUAUAAUUGUUAAAUAUGGCUGUCAAAGGUAACUGCUCACUCGUAAUUAAACCGAACCUGCGUGAUUGAUUUUCCACUUUUAAUUAAUGUCUGUGUUUUCACAGAAAAAAGUGUGAAAGAGUGCGUCAAAUAUGUCUUGAACCAAUAUAAUGGGCGCAAUGACAUGUUUACAUGCUGUUUUUGUUUAAUCAAUAUUAUUACACGAAAAGUUUUUGGCUGUUUAAGCUUGAAUAAAAAGAGUAUUUUUAAAAAUUAGCGGCGUGUAAUCUGGUGUUGGCGACUCUCCUGCGGUAUUUCGCGAAAAAAAGGUGACAGGGGGUGCUUGACGAUCGAAAACAGGUGCAUGCCUCCAGUGCAUCUGCGCCGGCCAAUUCUGUAAUUUCGGUCAACUGGAAUCGUUUUGAUAAUCCGCUGGGCUGCUUAUGAAUCUACUUGAACUGAACUAAACUACUUCUGUUAAUUGACGUGUCAUAUCUUCUAGCUGGCUCCACGUAGGCUACUAAUCGGGGACACCUUCAUUAAGGUAUUCUUACAAAGGCAGCCGGCAAGACAAUCCAAGGUAAUAUAAAACAAGGAUAUCCUUCAGAUAUCCUUUCCUAAAUCUGUGGUUUAUCUGUUUAGGUACGUCACUUCUCUGUCGCUUUGUAUAUGCGUCAACAAGGGUUCCGGGUUGGGGAGGGGGGUAAUCCGUAAAAUGGCUUAUACGGAAUCGAAACGGGUAUAUGAAAGGGUAGGAAAAUCUGUCAUUUUGGUAAGCAUACUUGGCAGACCAAAAUGACAGAUUGACUGAGGAACUAAAAGAACCAACGGAAGGUUUUCAUGGCUGUGAAAAAGUGGAGAAAAUUUCCUGGUUUGAUGAUUUAUCCAUGAUCAAAAGACAUUGCAUUUACAGCAGUUGUAAGGAAUGCAGUAAUCUAAACUACAAAGGUACGUAAAGGGGGUACCAUUUGUCAAUGGGUGGAAUACGAAAGGGGUACAUUAUCUGUCAAAAAUGGUACUAAAAGGGUAAGGGGUUGGACCUCAGGGCCGACACUCCCCGUAUAAAACUCUGUUGAGUACCCCCCGGGACAAAGAUUGGAAAAUUAAAGAUAAAUAAGUGAGGAAGUUACUGACAUAUUAGUCUUUGUUGCGUUUAAAAGUAAAAUGCUAUAAAAAUCUUACUUAAAUUUCAAAAAAAUGUGGCUAAAGUACAGUUUCUUUCACUUCAUGGGAUGCUGACUCUAUUUGGCAUGAAACCAGUAAGGAAAACAGACGCCAACAACAUGAAAGAUGACAAUUUAAGGUUCCCUGCUGAAACAAAAUAAACAAAUCCGCAGGGGCUUUUUUACAAGAAAACAUUUGAUAAUUAUUUUAAAAAAAAUAACGCAAAAUGAAAACUUUCAUCUAACUGUUACUGGGUGAGCCGCGGUUUUCUCGCCUUAACAGGCAGUAGCAAAAAAAGUUUGUCACCAAGGGAAGAGUCGAAGCAGGCUACCAGUUCCUUUCCGUCUUCACUUAGAAAAGUCCGGAAGAUUCAACGCUGUCCAGAAGGGAUGGGAUUGUCAAGGCUGGGGACCUUUCGAUCGAAAAGAAUCAUUUGAACUUAACAAAACUGUUAAGUGGGAAUCGACCUAACUUCGAAAGCUAUGUAUGUUUUCACGGGUUCUAAAGCAUCACAGAUCGCCAUAACAACGUUGCAGUGCUUUUUGGUCAUCUUGAACAUCGGCGGGAACUCGCUGGUGUGCGCAGUUAUAAUAAAGAACCAAGACAUGAGGUAUGUGUGCCUUAAGAUCUGCAAACAGCUUUCUUCGUGAAACCACUGUGACCACUGAUUUGGUAGGGGGGUGCCCCUGAGGCCUUCAACUGAAACUGGCAAAAACCAUUCUGAUUUUGCUACCCUGAGACUCAGCGACUAUUUUUUAUGACCCUUAUUCGUUUCAUUUCGCUUACCGAAUUAAGUAUUUUUUAAAUUAACAUGGUAGGAUUAGAUUUGUAAAAAGCGUUGGUACCACGUUGGUACGGUAAAUGUAGACUGCGCGGUCUGCCAAAGUUGACCCUGCACUGUUCAAGGGCCUUCGUUCUCAAAGACAUCCUGUCAAUAGUAAAAGUAUAUACCCUGUUCAACCUCGUUCCCAGGCUUCUCUCCUACGACGAGAAGGAGAGAACCCUGGGAACAGGGUUUUACCCUGUUUAAACUGCAGUUUAAAGCUGUUUUACCGACACUUAUCGGGUACCACACAGAGAGAAAAAAAGGAACAUUUGUGACCGAGUCGACAAAUAUCUUUCACGAAUAAUGUCUUUAUCUUUCUCCUGCUGAUCGCAUUUAUUUCACUUAUUUCCCCCAGAACUUCAAUUAACUUCCUUCUCAUGAACUUAGCUGUUGCCGACAUGACUGCUGCCACGUUCUUUCUACCACAAUUCAUUUUUCUCAGCUCCUCUGCUCACCCAGAUGGAGAGUCUGGCAAGAUAUUAUGCCGAUUGGUGACGGGGGGCACCAUAGCUUACAUCGGAGCUGUUGCUUCGGUUGCCACAAUGGUUGCCAUAGCAACUGAACGUUACUAUGCAGUGGUGCAUCCCUAUGAGAACAUAGGAAAGCUUACUGAUCGCAAAAUGAAGGUGCGUUUAGCGAAUGUCGUACGUCUGGUAGUAGCGUAAAAGGGCAAGAAGCGCGGGAUGCCUAGAUGUAGUCUCCCUCUUGGCGGUUACACAUGCCUCCGAGGUCUGCGAAAAAAAGCACGGGCAAUACGUACAGGGACGAAACUAAACUACGAAACUACGACGGCGACGUCAAUGAAAACCUCGCUGAAAAAAAUACUCCACAUCCUUUUAAGCCAUUUCGCGAUUAUCCCAAGUUUCCCAGUUACUUAAAAGAAGGGAAUUUAAGUUGGAGAAACUACUUUUCCCAGUGAAUUUGGAAAGCGGUUACCUCAACCCGAAAUCAAAUGUACGCGUCGGAUACAUCUAGAAAUCCGCUUCAAUCUUGCCUAGCGUUUCAUUCGAUCCUCUAUGUUUUACUGAUUACCUCUUUUUGAACAGACUUUUUCUCAUACCAUUGAAUUGGUUAAACACAGUAUCCAUAGAAGCAUGAAAAGAAGAGGUGGGAAACGUGGAGGCGCCAGGCUGGAGAAAUCGCCUUCGUUUACCAAAAUAAUAAGAGAAAUGAAGCAAUAACAUUUCAGAGCAAAUCUUCGUUAUAGAUAUUUGGAAAAUCGAUGGAGACAACUUACAAAUAUUUGUAAAAUAUAUUCCAGAUGGUCUUCUCACUUUCUGUUUAUAACUCAAGCAUGUCCUUUCGCGUAUCCGUUAGCUAAAAAAUAGUAUCCAAUGCGCAUGUGCAUCAGCUGACUGUGUCCCUUUGACUGUUUUAUUUUUUUGUUUGUUUUUGUUUUUGUUUUCCUUUUUUAGUUGACCGUAACUUGCUCUUGGAUCUUUGGAGUGAUUUUAAACAUUCCAACCUUAAUGUUUGGUGUUUAUGACGAGAAAGAAGGUGAUUGCAUUGACGUUCACCCUCAAGAGUGGAUGGAGAAGGCCUAUUCUGUGAUUUGGUCUCUGUUCACGGCAGUUUUACCUGUUUCUUUCAUGAUUACGUUAUAUUCACGUGUCGCAUACACUUUGUGGUUCAAACGAGCAGUGCAUGAUGGAAGAGAGAUCUCUCUACAACAGGUUUGAACAAAACUUCUUCUGCACCUUGAGCCGGUACCGUUUUUACUCGAAGGACCGUUGCAGCGCGAAAAUAGGGACUUUACGAUCCGACAAAGGUGACCUCCAUGAAAACCUCACUGAAAAUAGACUUCGCACCCUUUUGCUUUUUUUCGCGAUUAUUUCAAGGGGCCCAGUUACUUAAAAGAAGAGAAUUUUGGUUAAAGCUGAAGAGAAGGGACCGCGCCCGAGUUCUGACAGAGAUGGUAGAAUUUAUCGCCUUGCCGUUCCCGUUCCCAAGUAAACUUAAAAUUUGGUCAUUUCACGUCCUAGUUAUGAAGGGACGGCAAAGAAAUGUACAAAAAAGCGUGAUGCACGUGCAGAGUUGCUAUUUUGCUCAUUAAACCUAUUGCUUUUUUGACGUUCCUGUUGCCGUCGCCAUCGUAGUUUCGUAAGGUCCUUACUUUCCGACUUGUCGGAGCGGCGCUCAUGUGAAACGUUUUGUUUGUGAAAAACAUCGUACUCCAUCGCAUGGGAAAACCGGUUGGUUCACGGUUUGGGUGAAUGGUACGCAAAAUCCAGGACUGGUAAAUUUCGUUCCGGAAUCGUGUUAACCAUUUUCACAAAUCAGUUCCUUUACGUAAAAACGGUCGCGAAAGCCUGGAACUGGUAUCAAAGAUGGGUUUCAACGGAUGGUACUCGAAUUUCUGCUUGGAAUAUUCCAUCCGGAAAAACAGGACUACUUUCACAGAUGGCCGUUGUUCCCGUAAAUUUUCCGCUGCAACUCAAAAAGGGAUGUUGCGCUUACUUUCCAACCGGAUUUUUUGGUUAACAACCUCAAUUUUUCGGUUAUGUCGAUCCUAUCCUUACCCGGUCGUGUAAAAGUCAUAAGCCGUCCCGUGAGGCUAAAUGACCUGACCGCGCGGUUGCAGGGACACCGGGAUGGGUCCACCUGUAGAAAAUCUCUCCGGAAAAGGUGAAUCCCGCUUCCAGGGAGGCGUCUGUACUGUCGCAAUUUGUAAUAAUCAUCGCACUUUGUAAUACCUGUCGCGAUUUGUAAUAAAUCCAUCGCACUUUGUAAUACCUGUCGCAAUUUGUAAUAAACCGUGUCGCACUUUGUAAUAAAAAAGCUGUCGCAAUUUGUAACAACUGUCCAUCGCACUUUGUAAUAAACUAAGCUGUCGCAAUUUGUAAUAAUUCCAUCGCACUUUGUAAUAACUUUUUAAGAGUAAUUAAACUUACUUCGUCAACAUUAAUAUAACGCCAAAAUAUGCAUGGAACUUCAUAAACAAAGAUGGAGAUGACGUCUGCUAGCACGUAACAUCUCCGCUCAUUCAAACAUUUAACUUUAUUCACAGUCCUAAACAUUUUUUUAGAUUAAUGUUGAUUAGUCAUCUGACUUACGAAAUGCUGUAUUCUUGAACCUUGCUAUUGUACUAGGUGGCUUGCAUUCAAUGGUUACCCGGUGGGUGUACUUCCUUAUAUGGCCAAUUCGGGGAUGUGCCUCUGGACAGAGCAUUGCCAGAGUAGAGGAUCUAGACAGAGCUAGACACACUAGACACAAACAAGCCAUUAUUAAAAAGCAUUUAAUUUCCGCUAAUAGUAAUAUCCAUCCUACAUCAUUCGAAUAAGGACACCAGGAGCUAGAGUUCAAGCUUUUCUUGUUAGAUCUUAUAACAGGUUGACACAUCACGUGGUACACCGUUCUUGUCUAACGAGCAAUCUUAAAGAAGUAAUAGUGGCUUCCAUAUUUUGGCCAACUUAAUCAAACGAUUCCUGGAAAGAUUCAAAAUGUUUACUGGAAAUAAAACAAAACGUCACUAGUGGCAAACCUUCGAACCACAACAGAAACCUAAACACAAAAUCCAAUUAGUCGGUGGCCAAUACCUUCGUAUGUACCUGUUUUUAUAACACUCACUUGGGGUCUUACACUGAGCCGGCUGGGCAUUUGGUCCAUUAUUCUCACUUGAUUUGGUCCCAUAUAGGAACAAAAGGAGUACUCAUUCCGUCUUAAAACAAUUGUUUUCUGUAAGGAGUCCUCUAAAGCAAAUACCAUGGGGAUGGUAAAAAAUUAUCCUUCCCUGCGUAUAUACAACUCGUAAGACCUUGCAAUUCUUCCGAGCGUGUUCUGGAUUACUGUUUUUUUACAAAAUGGAAAGGAUGGAAUAAACCAUCCAUUACUACUUGAGUUACCCUAUCUAAGCAUCAAACCAAAGACACAAGGCCAACAACGCAAAAAAUGAUACCCUAUUAAAGGCUCGAGAUCCUCAAAAACCAUACCCUAUCAGGCGGUACUUACCUAUCUAGCCCAUCCAUAUAUGGGAUUAUCCCCCCCCCCUCCUCCGAAGACUUCACGUGUCACGUGGCAAGCAAACAUGGAUUUGGACGACGAAUGCCAGGUUAUUCAUGAAUUUUCUGUUGUUAAAUGUUUCCUUUCUUAUUUAAAUAUUUUUGAAUUUAAACGUGAUUCAUAUCUUUUUGGUGAUAUGCUUGUUUGACCAAAGAAAAUGUUUCGAACAUGUUACAUGCUAGCAGACGUCAUCAUCUUUGUUUAUGAAGUACCAUGCAUAUUUUGGCAUUAUAUUAAUGUUGACGAAGUAAGUUGAAUCACUCUCAAAAAAUUAUUACAAAGUGCGAUGGAAUUAUUACAAAUUGCGACAGCUUAGUUUAUUACAAAGUGCGAUGGACUGUUAUUACAAAUUGCGAGAGCUUUUUCAUUACAAAUUGCGACACGAUUUAUUACAAAUUGCGACGGGUAUAACAAAGUGCGAUGGAUUUAUUACAAAUUGCGACAGGUAUUACAAAGUGCGAUGAUUAUUACAAAUUGCGACAGUACAGCGUCCAAAUCCCGUCAACAACAUAAAUUUUGCGUUUUCCCGAAUCCCGCAUUAUGUUUCGCUCAAAUUCGGGAUCCCGAGGGUACCCUUCCCGACCCUGUAUACAGCGAACAAUACAGGUGCUUGAAUUCACCACUCUUUUACCUAUUCUUCCACAGGGCGUGCUGAGGGUACGAAAGCGAGUCACCUUGAUGGUUAUCACUGUUAGUGUCAUCUUUGGAGUAUGCUGGCUUGCUGACGCUAUAAGCUGGAUCCUAACCUCCUUUUCCUCUCACUAUGCCAGUAGUGAUAUGUCAUAUAUCGCCACUAGCACGUUGAUCUUGUUCAACUCGGCUAUUAACCCAAUUGUAUAUGCUUUAGUUAACCAGAAAUUCAGGGCCAAGAUCAAGUCAACUGUCAGCUGCCCUUGCAGUGUGACCCGAAAACUGCAAUUAACGGACGUUCGAGUGGGAUGUCAAGCUGAGGCCUUCACUCACUCACCUUAUUUGGCAGCAGUUAUCAGGAUUCCGGAAAACAAAAUUUCCAAUGCCCGGGCACUGAGUGCAGAAUGUAUAGCCAUCUAA
Molecule: messenger RNA, 17430 nt
Organism: Porites evermanni
Lineage: Eukaryota; Metazoa; Cnidaria; Anthozoa; Scleractinia; Poritidae
Source: the annotation of a GenBank genome assembly